AUGGGCAGAGAUUUUUAUGGCGAAAUCCGCGAUGAAGUCAUAAAGAAGGGUGAACCGUUAGUUCCUGAAUUCAUCAAGAAUAACUCGGAUAUUAAAACGACCACGCUUCCAAAUGGUAACAGUGUUAUGGAACCUGUAGCUAUCACGGAAUGGGUAAACAAAGUCAGAAGAAAAGUUAUCCACAAUAAGGAAUACGUCGAAGCGGAAAUUGAGACUCAAAAAUCGGCUGCUCGGAAUGAAGUGGAGACUAUCAAACAAUACUGGAGAGACAACGUCUUUACCGAUAGAAAGGAAGUGGAUGAACAUAUUGUCACUGCAAGUGUAUUUGCUUUGGGAGCGUGGUUCUUCGGUUCCGUGGUAUCAAGCAAAAGAAACUGGGGUUUCCAAUCUCCUUGGAAUAGUGAUAAAUCAGGUAUACUGAAGAGAACGCCCUCACAAUUCUCUAAACUUCUAACAAAUCUGCCAGUUAGGUUGACUCUUCCAUGGAUUCUUGCAGGCACUGUUUACAGUCAAUUAACACCAAACACGUGGAACAAUGCUCUAUCCGCAAUCAAAAGAGACGUUUUACCUAAAGAUGUGGUAGAACAAUCCUCUGCCCUUUAUGACGAUAUUAUUGAAAAGGGAUUGAAGAUUCAAUUAAGGUCAUUGAAUCAAUCCGCUCAUGAAAAUUUACAGGCAUCUAUCUGUUCAAUAAGAGAAACCAUUGCUGAAAACGUCAAAUAA
Messenger RNA from Kluyveromyces lactis, 723 nucleotides. RefSeq names its product Mic27p (gene MIC27). The record is from RefSeq and is a predicted model, not a curated record. Bases 1 to 723 code for a protein of 240 amino acids. The transcript has a single exon. NCBI's taxonomy places the organism in Eukaryota, Fungi, Ascomycota, Saccharomycetes, Saccharomycetales, Saccharomycetaceae.